AUGUCUUGGAGGAAUCAAGGCAUCACUGGGUCCAACAACAUCCCCCUUGGCAAGCGCCGCUUCGGCGGUGAUGGCGAAGAGGAGCCUGAGGAGACGCCCGACAGGGAGCUCAAGCGCGGUCGCGAUCCCGAACCAAGGACGGAAGCUGAUGGCCCUCGCCGUCGCAAGAAACGCAACCGCUGGGGCGAUGCGACCGAGAACAAGGCUGCUGGACUGAUGGGCCUGCCCACGGCCAUCAUGUCGUCUAUGACCAGUGAGCAGCUUGAGGCGUACACUCUGCAUCUUCGUAUCGAGGAGAUUAGCCAGAAGCUGCGCAUCGACGACGUGGUCCCAGCAGAUGGUGACAGGUCGCCAUCGCCGGCUCCCCAAUACGAUAACCACGGUCGACGUGUCAACACCCGCGAGUACCGAUACAGGAAGCGCCUGGAGGAUGAGCGCCACAAGCUCAUCGAAAAGGCUAUGAAGACGAUUCCCAACUACCACCCUCCCCAGGAUUACCGCAGGCCGACAAAGACUCAGGAGAAGGUCUACGUGCCUGUUAAUGACUAUCCGGAGAUUAACUUCAGUAUGAUUGCUAACCCUGACCCUAACCAACUCCUUACCGUUACUGUUUCCUGCCCCUUUGUUGUACCCAAGUCCAGGAUUGGCUUACUUAUCGGACCCCGUGGAAACACGCUCAAGAAGAUGGAAAAUGACUCUGGUGCCAAGAUCGCUAUUCGCGGCAAGGGCUCAGUCAAAGAAGGAAAAGGUCGCUCUGACGCUGCUCACUCCAGCAACCAGGAAGAAGACCUUCACUGUCUCAUCAUGGCUGAGAGUGAAGACAAGAUUAACAAGGCUAAGCAGCUGAUUCAUAAUGUGAUCGAGACUGCCGCCUCUAUCCCGGAGGGACAGAACGAGCUCAAGAGAAAUCAGCUUCGUGAGCUCGCCGCCCUCAACGGUACCCUUCGAGACGACGAGAACCAGGCUUGCCAAAACUGUGGAAAGAUUGGCCACCGCAAGUAUGACUGCCCCGAGCGCCAGAACUUCACGGCUAGCAUCAUCUGUCGUGUCUGCGGUAACGCGGGCCACAUGGCGCGCGAUUGUCCGGACCGACAGAAGGGCGCAAGCUGGCGCAACGACGGCCGUGCCGCCCCCAGGGUCGGCGGUGGCGACGCUGUUGACCGUGAAAUGGAGCAACUCAUGCAGGAACUCGGUGGCGGCGCGCCCGCCGCAAUCGAAGCGGCACCCGACUCGUACAACAAUGGCGGCACCCCCAGUGGCCCUGGCUCUGGUGGUGCUGGCGGCGAGACCGCCAAGCCAUGGCAGCGUGGUCCCACGGGUGGACCUGCGCCCUGGAGGUCGCGCAACAACGACUCGCACCAUGAUGGAGCCAGUGGGGGAGGAAGUGGUGGACCGGCACCGUGGGCUCGUGACCGCAACCGUGACCGUAACCAUGACCGUGGCCAUGACGGCGGCUACGGUGGUGGCCAGCAGCAGCAGCAUGACAGCUACAAUAACUACUACAACCAGCAGCAACAAGGCUACGGUGCUCCGACGGGCGCGGCGCCGCCCUGGCAACAGCAUACACAGCAGCAGCAGCAGCAGGCUCCCGGCGCGCAAGCCGGAUACCCCGGCUACGCUGGAUACGGUGGCUACAGCGCUCCUGGCAUGGGCGCGCCUCCGGGUCUGGGUCAGCCUGCUGGUGCUGGACUGUCGGCACCCCCCGGUCUCGACCAGAAUGGCAUUAAUGCGCUGAUCCAACAGUACUCAGGAGCUGCCGCUCCUCCGCCCCCGCCGCCGCCGUCUGUGCUUUUGACCUAA
Messenger RNA from Geosmithia morbida, 1800 nucleotides. Its product is annotated as splicing factor 1. Gene Ontology annotation, biological process: regulation of mRNA splicing, via spliceosome. Gene Ontology annotation, cellular component: nucleus. Gene Ontology annotation, molecular function: mRNA binding; zinc ion binding. The record is from RefSeq and is a predicted model, not a curated record. The transcript is spliced from 6 exons. Bases 1 to 1800 code for a protein of 599 amino acids. Lineage: Eukaryota; Fungi; Ascomycota; Sordariomycetes; Hypocreales; Bionectriaceae.